CCCCGGCCGCCGGCUCCCCGAGAGCCCUCACCCACGGCUCUCGGCCCCCACCUCCAGGCCGGGCUCAGCACCCCGGCCCCGGUCGCGCCCCCUCCCACGUUCCGCUGUCCCGGGAUCUAGUUCCCGCACCGCGACACCACGCCCCACGUUCCGCACACCGGUGGCUUCGCCCCUCCCCCAGGCCCGGCUCGCGUCCCCGCCCCCAAUCGCGUCCCAGACCCGGGAUCUCCCCCUCCCCCCGCUCACGCCCGGCCCGGGUCCGCGCCCCCUCCCCCGCCCCCGCCCCCGGGCCGCGUUCCGGCGGCGCCACAGGCCUGCUUGGCUGGCGCGCCAUGGGCAGCGGCAGCAGCCGGAGCGGCCGCGCCCUGAGGCGGCUGCGCAGCCCCGACAGCCGGCCGGCGGGGCCCGGCGGGGCAGCCCCGGAGGGCGGGACGGGGCUGCCAGUCUCGGCGACGGCGGCGGCGGCCCGGGAGGAGGCCCGGGAGGCGGCGGCAGAGGCGGCGGAGGGGGCGGACGGAGCCGGACCCGGACCCGGACCCGCGGCGCCCCCCGACGGCGGGGACGAGACGCUGCGCCUGCUGGACCAGCUGCUGGCCGAGUCGGCGGCCUGGGGCCCCGGGGAACUGGCCCCGCGGGGCCCGGCGCGGCCCCGACCCGCAGCCGGCGCCGGGAGCCCGGUGUCCCCAAAACGGAGCACUGAAGACCACCCAGAGAGCAGCAGUGUCUCUGAAGCCCCAGGCAGCUGCCACAAGAGGCCUGAGAGGCAGUCAGCCAUCACGUACGACUACUCCGAGGAGGAGCUGAUGGCCAGCAUCGAGCAGGAGUACUGCUGCUAAGGCUGGUGCUGCAGCAGCCCCGUGGUCACCCAGCGGCCAAUGCGCUGUUCCUCCCAGCCCCAGCCCCAGCUGACUGGGUCUCUUAGGAACCUAGGCUGGGCGCACACAUCCCCCUUCCCCGCCCAGGGCUCUAGCUGGAGCUUAGCCACCUCCAACAUGCACUUACUCCCAGAUCUUUCACAACUGCCCUCUUCAAAUCCAUAUUCACACAGUCCUGAACGUGGCCGGCUGCUGGCCAUCAUGCUUGCUGGCAAGAGGUGAUCAGCUGUGCAGAUCCAGGCCAGAAGGAAGGCACAGGUGCUGCCCCGCAGGUGCAUGGGCAGGUGACCUGCCAGAUACCUGCCCCUCCUCUCAGUCUCUGGGGAGAUCCGUCUACAAGGUUCUCCUGGAUCUUGAAAUGCUUCCCCUUUCUGAAGGCCCACUUGCCACCUGCUCCGAAGAAGCCUCUUUAGCUGAGUGUGGCUCAGACUGGACACUUUGGGAACUCUAACACACGUCCCAGAGGGCCCCAGGGAGGUUCCGCUCUGGAGGGCACACCCAGGAGGUAUGCCUUACCGAGCUGGAAGGAGUCACCCUCUGUUCUGCAAAUGAGUCGCCUGGAGAUGUUAUUGAAAUGCAGAUUCUGAUUCUGUGGGUCUCCAGCAGGGCCCGAGAGUCUGCGUUUCUAACCAGUUCCCAGGUGAUACCCAGGCUGCUGGAUCCCAGCUAUGCCUGGAGUAGCAGGGACAAGGUGUCUGAGCUUUAGGCCUGGCUGACUCUUCCUUCCCCGCUGCUGGAGGCUGCCCAGAGCCACGACCCACCCGCCUCCCCAAAGAGAGGCCUGUGCCCCUGCAGUGGGUGUGGUGGGACAGGAGCCAGAGACCCCAGCUCUGAUCCUCGCUCUUGCACUAACUUGCAGUCACGUCCCCCCUCUGGUCCUCAGCGUCCCUCUCUAGAAAGUGAGUCCUGGAGGCGCGCCCCAUCCCCCAGCUCUGACCAUCAGGGAUCGCAAGAUCCCAGGCUUCCUCGGUCUCUCGUCCCCUGGGGGCACGGGACUGCCUUCCCCGCUGCGGGUGAGCACUGGCCACACCUGGAAAGGGUCUUCAGGGCCGCCGGCUCUUCCCACCUGGUAGAAGGUAGAAAAUCACAGCAGUGAGGCCAGGAGAGCCUUAGAACGUUCCCAGCUGACUGAUGAGAAAGCUGACACCCUGUGAAUCAGGCAGGGCUUGGAGGCGAGUGCUUCUUGCACUAGACGUGCACGGAGGGCCUACUGGGUGCCGAGUGCGGCUCCAGGCCUUCUCUUGGUCGCUGGGUGUUGCUUCUGAGCCCCAGCCUUCUGCUGUGGAGCUGAGUGUAGAACCUGCUCAUGAAGCGGGGCGG
Molecule: messenger RNA, 2195 nt
Organism: Balaenoptera acutorostrata (minke whale)
Lineage: Eukaryota; Metazoa; Chordata; Mammalia; Artiodactyla; Balaenopteridae
Gene: CYS1
Product: cystin 1
Exons: 3
Coding region: 333-836 (167 amino acids)
Source: RefSeq, a predicted model, not a curated record